GGCUCUUUCUCAGGAUGAUCAAGAUGAUACCCAUUUAAAAAUAGAGGAUAUCAUUCAGAUGUCAGAUUGUCCAAAACCAGAGUGCUUUGAGACCUUGUCGGCCAUGGAGCUUGCAGAGCAAAUAACUCUUUUAGAUCACGUAGUUUUCCGAAGCAUACCGUAUGAAGAGUUUCUUGGGCAAGGCUGGAUGAAAGCGGAUAAAAAUGAGAGAACACCCUAUAUUAUGAAAACUAGUCAACAUUUUAAUGAUAUGAGUAACCUUGUUGCCUCCCAAAUCAUGAAUUAUGCUGAUAUCAGCUCCCGGGCUAACUCAAUUGAAAAGUGGGUAGCAGUAGCUGAUAUCUGUCGAUGUAUGCACAAUUACAAUGGUGUGUUGGAAAUCACGUCAGCCUUGAACAGAAGUGCAAUCUACAGACUUAAGAAAACUUGGGGUAAAGUAUCCAAACAGACAAAAGCUCUCAUGGACAAGCUUCAGAAGACUGUAUCAUCUGAAGGAAGAUUUAAAAAUCUUAGAGAAACACUCAAAAAUUGUAACCCACCUGCCGUUCCCUACCUUGGAAUGUACCUGACGGACCUGGCAUUCAUUGAAGAAGGAACACCAAACUUUACUGAGGAAGGCCUUGUCAAUUUUUCCAAAAUGAGAAUGAUCUCACAUAUCAUCAGGGAAAUACGCCAGUUCCAGCAGACCUCCUACCGCAUAGAGCAUCAGCAGAAGGUCACUCACUAUUUACUUGACAAGACACUCAUCAUAGACGAAGAUACCUUGUAUGAGCUUUCCUUAAAGAUUGAACCCCGACUCCCUGCCUGA
Messenger RNA from Tauraco erythrolophus (red-crested turaco), 808 nucleotides. NCBI's taxonomy places the organism in Eukaryota, Metazoa, Chordata, Aves, Musophagiformes, Musophagidae. The record is from RefSeq and is a predicted model, not a curated record.